AUGAAGGUCAUCUUCGUUGUAAUGGCUGCAUUGGCCCCAUUCGUGCUGUCCUACGACGAGAAAUACGAUAAAAUCGAUGUUGACAAGAUUUUGGGUGACGAAGCUCUCUUCAAUGCAUAUCUUGACUGUUUACUGGAUAAAGGACCUUGCAACCAGGAGAAUGCAGCUGACUUUAGAAAACUAUUGCCUGAAGUUAUAGCGACUGCUUGCGGUAAAUGCACACCCAUCCAACGACAGGGCGUAAGAAAGACCGUCAAAGCCAUCACUCAAAAGAAGCCUGAGCAAUUCAAGGAAUUCAUUGCAAAAUACGACCCGACCCACGAACAUGAAGCAGCAUUUUCAGCCUUCGUUCUUGGAACUGAUUAA
Molecule: messenger RNA, 366 nt
Organism: Diatraea saccharalis (sugarcane borer)
Lineage: Eukaryota; Metazoa; Arthropoda; Insecta; Lepidoptera; Crambidae
Source: the annotation of a GenBank genome assembly